Messenger RNA from Drosophila innubila, 706 nucleotides. RefSeq names its product cuticle protein 18.6 (gene Cpr64Aa). The annotation marks the transcript as partial. The transcript has a single exon. Lineage: Eukaryota; Metazoa; Arthropoda; Insecta; Diptera; Drosophilidae. The record is from RefSeq and is a predicted model, not a curated record. Gene Ontology annotation, cellular component: extracellular matrix.
GAUCAUUCCACUGGCGAUGUCAAGAGCCAGCAGGAGUCUCGCAGCGGCGAUGUGGUCCAAGGUGCCUACUCCUUGAUCGAAGCCGACGGCACGCGUCGUAUUGUGGAGUACACAGCCGAUCCUGUUCAUGGUUUCAAUGCCGUAGUGCGUCGCGAAGGCGCCGUGGUUAAGGCUGUGGCUCCGGUGGCCAAGGUCCUGGCUCCUGCUCCGCUCCUGCACGCUCCAUUGGUGGCCAAGUUGCCCGCCUAUGCGCCUGCUUUGGCUCCUGCUUAUCACGCUCCCGCUUACGCUCCUGCUCUGGCUCCUGCCUAUCAUGGACCUACCGGCUACUCUCCGCUGGCCUAUCACUAAGUCAAAGAAAUCCUGUGAAGAACACUGCAUCCGAAUCACAAUUACAACCACAACGUUGCCGACCUCUUGCCAAGCGCCGAAUCACGUAACUUCUCCUUGAAUUGGCCGAAGCGAAUAAAAUGGAUUUGCUUUUGGCCUAUCGAUAGUCGAUAGUUGUAGUAUUAGUUGAAAUGAAAGAGCGAUUUAUCGAUAAUACUCUACAUGUACAUACACAUACAUACUUUGGGGAAUCCUCCCCGGAUCUACACUCACAUUCGACGCCUUUCAUGUAUAUUUCUUGUCUUCUUAAUCUUAAGGCUGUUUCGACCGCGAUAAAGAAAAUAAACUAUAAAAUCUAUUAAAAUUAAAUAAUCAU